This is a messenger RNA of Closterium sp. NIES-65, 2493 nucleotides long. NCBI's taxonomy places the organism in Eukaryota, Viridiplantae, Streptophyta, Zygnematophyceae, Desmidiales, Closteriaceae. The record is from the annotation of a GenBank genome assembly.
AUGCACGGCAGGAUGCUGGCACCUGUUGUCUGCCCUCUCAUGCACUGCAUCAUUCCCCUCCUCACCCUCGUCCACCUCUCUCUCCUCCACCUCUGCUGCUGGGCCUCUGCUCUCUUGUUCCCCUCUCCUCUCCUACUCCUCUUCCUCCUUCCUCUCGUUCACAAUCAACUCUCUGUGCCUCUCCCACCUCUCCCCCCUCAUGCCCCAACCCAUGCCACUGCCUAUGCUGCUACAAUGCCUUCUGACUCCCUGCUUUUCUUGCCAUCCCUCAUCUCCCUCCACUCCCCAUGCCACAUCUCCCUUCUCCCCUCCUCAUCUCAUCUUCACUCUCGUCAAAUCAUCAUCUCCCCUCCCCUAUCCUCCUCUCCCCCUUCCCCUCCCCACUUCACCCAGCACACUGGGAAACACGGCCAUUUCGGGCGAGCUGCCUCGCUUCCUCACCGCCCUCACCCGACUCGCCAAUCUCCCCUAACCAACCUGUGCGCCCCUAACCAACCUGUGCGCCCCUCUCUCCGUGGCUCCUUGCACCUCUUUCCACCCCUCUACACCAUUUCUGCAUCUCGAAGUCCUUCCAUCUCUAGUUCGCACCAUCUCAACCGCCUUUCAUCUCAACCGCCUUUCAUCUCAACCGCCUUUCAUCUCAACCGCCUUUCAUCUCAACCGCCUUUCAUCUCAACCGCCUUUCAUCUCAACCGCCUUUCAUCUCAACCGCCUUUCAUCUCAACCGCCUUUCAUCUCAACCGCCUUUCAUCUCAACCGCCUUUCAUCUCAACCGCCUUUCAUCUCAACCGCUGCCUUUCAUCUCAACUGCCUUUCAUCUCAACCGCCUUUCAUCUCAACCGCCUUUCAUCUCAACCACUUGUCAUCUCAACUGCUUCCACACCUCUGCUAAAGCGCACACCCGCCUGCCCUCACAUCCCCCUGGCUGACAUUCUCAGGGCCACGAAUGGGUGGGCGGAGGAACGGAGGGUGGGGGGAGGCAGGUGGGGUGACGUGUACCGGGGGGUAUGGGUGGAGGAGGAGGAAGCAGGGGAUGAGGAGAAGCAUGGGGGGAAGUAUGGGGGGAAGGAUGGGAAGCAGCAAGGGGGAGAGGUGCAGGGGGGGUCUCAGGUGAAGCGGGAGGGGAGCAGCAAGGGGGAAGUUGCAGAGGGGAAGCAGGUGUCUGGGUCAGGGACAAAAAAGCUUUCAUGGAGGCGGGGGGAAAAGUGGGCAGUGAAGCGCAUGAGGGGAGGGAUGCAUGGGGCAGAGAGCGCGGAGCUUGAGGCUCAUGUGGCGGGCUUGGCUUCCCUUGUGCACCCCAACGUGCUUGGGCUUGUGGCCUGGUGCUGCUUCCCUGUAGCGGGGGAGGGGGCAGGGGAGGGGGAGCGGGAGGGGGAGGAGGAGGAGACGGUGGGGGGUGAGGGGGGGAAUCAGCUGGUGUUGGUGUAUAAGUGGAUGGAGCGGGGCAGCCUGCAGGCAGCACUGCAGCCAGGCGCCACGCCCUUGUCGCUGCAGCAGCGGGUGGACGUGGCAGUGGGGGUGCUACUGGCGCUCAAGGCCGUGCAGAGCCACGGGCAGGUGCAUGGCGACCUCAAGCCCUCCAACGUGCUUCUUAGCCCUUCCUUUGAGGCGCGAGUGGUUGACUGGAGUGUGGUGUGCAUGGGGCAGCGCGUGCAUGUGGACAUGGGCAACAGUGGCUCAGAAGGGCAGCGGAAAGGCGUUGGCAAGAAAGGCUUGGCAAGGAUAGUGUCCCUGCCAAGUGGAGACAGAGGCACCAGCAGCAGCAGUGGCAAGGAUGGUGGCAACAGUGGGUAUUCAUGGGGGGCCGGUAGGAGUGGCAGCAGCAGCAGCAGCAGCAGCAGAGACGAGCAGAAGGUGUAUUUGCUGCGGUGCACGGAAGGACACGUCGAUCCGGCUGUUGUGCACACCGGCAUUGCCACUCCCACCAGUGACAUGUACAGUGUGGGAGUGCUCCUACUCCAGAUGCUCACAGGCUGGGAAGGUCCCUUCAGGGAUGUGGAUGGCCAGAGCACACACAUCUAUGACUGGGCCCGGCAACACGCAGACUCGGACGACGUCUCUCCUCUCCUCGACCCUCUGCUGCCACACCCCCUGCCCCCUCCCGCCACCCUCCUCCCCCUCUUCCGCCUCGCCCUCGCCUGCUCGUCCCCCUCACAGUCCGCCCGCCCCAUGCCCGUAUAUGCUCUUGAAGUUGUGAGGAACUUCCGCACCUCCCUGCUGGAGGCGUUGCGGCCUGGAAGGGGACUUGGGGGUGCACAUGGGGAAAAGGGAAAGGGGGACGGGGGAGAAAAGGGUGAAAAGGGAGUGGGGGAAGAGGGAGGAAAGAGAGAUAAUGGGGGGAAGAAUGAAGAGGGGGGGAAGGGGAAGAGUGGGGAGGAAUGGAGUGGGGUGUCCAUUGGAGAAAGUCCUGAGGGAGCGGCGGAACAGAGUAAUGACUAUACAAGGCUGCCAUUAGUGGGUGCAGCAGAGGAUGGUAGCGAGUCUAUGGUGUAG